This is a messenger RNA of Fibroporia radiculosa, 2319 nucleotides long. RefSeq lists its product as uncharacterized. The record is from RefSeq and is a predicted model, not a curated record. Lineage: Eukaryota; Fungi; Basidiomycota; Agaricomycetes; Polyporales; Fibroporiaceae. The transcript has a single exon. Bases 1 to 2319 code for a protein of 772 amino acids.
AUGUCCAGGAGCGCGUUCAAGAGGAUCAGACUACCAAAGCACUCCCGCCCCGCCGCCCUCCCCCGCCCUCACCGCCUCCACACCUCCGCCCCCCGCUGUCUUGCUGGCACCUUCUCUCCCUCCGACAUCUGGGACUAUGAAGUUAGCGGGAACAACCCAGGACAGGUCAUCAUCGCCUCCAAGCUUGGCGACCUCAGGCGCGUACUCCUCAUCCGCCCGCGUCCCGAGCCCAAUCGCGUGUGGGGUUCCUACCUCGACCUACUCACGUUCCUAGAACCGACAAGCGUCCCGCUGGAGGUGCACCAGGCUGUCCUCCGAUAUUGUACCCCACCCGCCGCCGACCUCCGCCUGAAGGUCGCGCGGUCGAUGAACUGGGAUCCAAUGCGGCAGGGACCACACUUGCACGAGACGCGCUUCCAAGCAGUCAUCCGCAAUAUCCGUUCCUCGGGCUGCUGUCCCACCCUGGAGGACUACCACUUUGUGCUCGAGCAGUUUGCCGCGGUGGGUCAUCAUCUAGGUGCCAUGCAGGUUCUGAACGAGAUGUCGCGUGUGGGUCUGCAAAAGACGCCAAAGACGUACGGGCUGUGUUUGCAGGCUCUUUGCCACCGGCUGACCUUGCCUUGCUGGGACGUCCUGCGGCCACAAGUGGUCUCUGAUGUGACCCGUCUGUCAGUUAAGCUGCUCAGGGAGAUGGAAGCACUCCAUAUUCCGUUUACAUCCCUCAAUGUUGAUUUGGCCAUCCGCAUAAUGAAAGAGACGUUAGAUCUAGACGGUUUCGCGAAGCUGAUGAAGGGAGCGUACGGCAUCGACCUAUCGUACCCCGACCGUCCCCCUCUGGAGCUCUGGGACAAGGCCACGGGCCGUUCCAAGAGCAUAAUCUUUGCAGACGGUUCGACUGCGCCGGAUCCCAUGCCAUUCUCGACUGCAGCUCUCAACACCGCUAUCGACAUGCUCGGUCGCCUCGGCGAGGUGUCUAAGCUCGUGCAGACGUUCGAGGUGCUGACUACCCCCCUUCCGCCACAAUCUCAAAACGCUGCUGCCACGUUCGAUGAAGACGAAGACGACGAGUUUGGUUACUCAAAUCCCCGUGUUGCUCCAUAUCCGGUGCCAAGCGCAGAGCCGAACACCAGCUCUUACCACAUGUUGCUCAAGUGGAUCUCCCGAGCUGGGAACGCUUCUCUGGCACGGCAUUACCUUCUACAGGCGAUAAAUCUGGACAAGCGGGUGAACAGGCAACUGCGACGUGACUGUCUGACCAAGCCGCGCGAGGAGCUCAUACAGCCCACGUUUGGGGUAAACCGAAGCAUGCUCGUCGCCGUAUUCGGUCUUUCCAACCGUGAUAAAAAUCUCGAGCUGAUGCGCUGGGUCCGUGGGAGGAUCGCACAGGUGGCUCACUGGAAAGAAAAUAAUCUCCAGUUCUACAAAGCCGUGCGUGAUCGCUGGUCAGCAGAAGAAUCAGGAGAUGGGUCAGAAGAAUCACUGGAUCGUUCUCUCAGUGACCCCGAGUCAGAGCCUCAAGCAUCAAAUCCCGCUUCGAUACCUCCAAUAUCCGACCCUUCUCCGUAUGACUCCCAGACAUUGGGUAUCGCCUCGACAUCGCCAGAGGGUACCUUUCCCUCCCCAGAACACUCCGCGUUGCAUGCUGCCUCAGCAUCUCUAGGUGCUACCCCCCCUGCUCCAGACCCCCACGCAGGCGAGCCUGCUCCUGCCUCAUUAACGACUGAGCAUCUUUCGACUGAUACCGUUGUCAACGCUGAGAGUGCAGACCCUACUGUGUCGCCCGCGGCAUUUUCGACCUUCUUUAGUCCUUCUACCGCCUCCGAAGAGGCUGUCAACAAAACGAUCAAUGUCCCCCGGAUGCCCUACUUCGACGUCGACCUCGACGCACAUGACCCAGCGCCGUCUUUCCGUCCGAAGCCGUUGGACAUGGACGUCCACAUUGAGAUCCUAGAGCGCGAGGUGCGGGCGCUGCAACAGCUGCGCGCACACGUGGUGGACAUCGUGGGCAGGACGACACAGCGCGUGAAGGAGCGGCUGGGCCGCAGGGUGUGGGCAGGAAAAGAUGUUUAUUUGCGCGAUAAAGGAACGCGAAUUUUCAUCGCGCGGGACGAGUGGCGGCGGAAGGUCAACUUUAGCCCGAGGAGCGCGGUCCUUGCGCGGAGCCGGCUGGUGGCACCGUCUGCAACGUCCCCCGCGAAGGACUCGGCGCCGCACCUGCGCCCUGGGUCUGUCGCUACCACACGCGGGCUGAUGACCUCUGCCGCAGAUUUUUACCCUGUCUCGUGGUCAGAUUGCUGUAGCAGCGGCAAUGUGUCAUGA